CGACGUUUAAAAGACGUCCAAUUGCGCAUGUGCAAAUCUAUCAAAACACCGACAAAAGAGCGACGCUUGCAUGGAAUUUAUCUAGAAAAAAAAUGUCUAAAAAUGCUUAUGGACUUAGAUUAAUUGAUUUUAUAAAAUAAAUAUUUCUUUCUUGAUAGUUACGGUUAAUUUGUAUGAAGGUUAGCAAUCCGUUCUCCAUACAGAGUACCGGGCCGAAGGUUACAUUAACAGUAGCUAGCAUGCUAAGUACUGGUUAACCACCGUCUGUUGUUUGCUAGUUAAUAUGUUUCACACGCUGUUGUUUGCAAGGCUUUUCUGUGUCCCUUUAGUACGCAGGCGAGGAUAAAUGAAAAUGACUCUGACGCAGAGUGCUGAUUUCCAUCGAUUUUUAGCAUAAAUUUCCUCCGUGUUUCAAGCGUGCAUAGUACACCGUUUAACCUCAGUGUGAAAGCUCAGUGAGUGAUCCGGGGAUGGACAACGUUACGGUGUCAGCGUCAGAUGGGACCGCAGAGUGCCCUCUGGUCUCCGAGGACAUGGAGGGGAUCUGUGUAAUGCCUGACUUGAGUGCCAUAAAGACUGAGCAGUCGGUGGGUGCAAGCCCAGACGACACAAACACCCAAAAUGUGGCUAUGGGCAUCAAAUUCAUCUUACCCAACCGCUUCGACAUGAAUGUUUGCUCAAGAUUUGUAAAGUCGCUCAACGAGGAGGACAGUAAGAACAUCCAGGAUCAGGUGAACUCUGAUCUGGAGGUGGCUUCCGUUUUGUUUAAAGCCGAGUGCAACAUCCAAACCUCACCUUCCCCGGGUAUACAAGUGCGUCAUGUUUACACACCAUCCACCACCAAACAUUUCUCGCCGAUCAAACAGUCCACCACUCUCACCAAUAAACAUCGAGGCAAUGAGGUGUCUUCCACACCUCUUUUGGUGCACUCUUUAUCUAUUCAUCAGCUGGCAGCCCAAGGGGAGAUGGUGUUUUUGGCCAGCAGGAUUGAACAAGAGACUGUAAUCAAUCUCCAAGAUGAGGAGGGCUUCACCCCGCUGAUGUGGGCAGCUGCACACGGACAAAUCGCUGUGGUGGAGUUUCUGCUCCAAAAUGGUGCUGACCCUAACCUCCUAGCCAAAGGGAGAGAGAGUGCAUUGUCCUUGGCUUGCAGUAAGGGAUACACAGAUAUUGUGAAGAUGCUCAUUGACUGUGGAGUCGAUGUCAAUGAAUAUGACUGGAAUGGAGGAGCCCCUCUGCUGUACGCUGUCCAUGGCAACCAUGUGCGCUGUGUUGAAAUCUUGUUAGAGAGCGGUGCUGAUCCUACCAUAGAGUCAGAUUCGGGUUUCAAUGCAAUGGACAUGGCUGUAGCCAUGGGCCACCGAAAUGUUCAACAGGUGAUGGAGGCACACUUGCUAAAGUUAUUGAUGGGGAUCAGAGAGUGAACUGCUGCACUUGAGGGAGAACAAAUACUGAAGAGAUGCUGCUGUGCGCUGGAUAAUCAUGUAGCAUGGCCAGUCUGUCAGCCUGCAGGAGUAUUUUGUUCCCUUAAGAGAUAUUUCAUAAGCUUCAUAUUAUUCAUGAUGCAGGUGAAGGUUUGUGGUGUGUGAAACAUCAGUUUUAACCCUCUUAAAAGCUGUUAAGCUCUGCACUUUUUUCCUUUUUUCAACAUUGACUGGAGUUGCAUAUCCAAUCACUAUACACUGACUGGUUGUCAAAGAGCAUGCUGAGUUCUUCACUACAGCCCACCACGCACUCCCCUCCACCUGUAGUAUGUUGCCAAAUGAGCAGUGCAGACUGGAAUUGACUUUGCUCUAAAGUUGCAAAGAGCUUACUUUUUACGUUGUUGUAAUUUAAUACCUUUUGCCCAUCUUUGUGUUCUAAGACUAACCUAUUAUCUUCUAUUACAUUAUUUUAUUGUAAUAUUUUCACGUUCGCACUCUCUGAACUCGGGAUAUUUCUGAGGCACGAGAUUUUAUGACUCUGUCAAGCUGUUUGUGGUCCGUUUACUGAAGAUCUUUGUGUUUCAUGUAUUGAAUUUAUUUAUUUUAAUAAUUUAAACUGUUAUGAUGUCAGUUUGUUUCUUUGUGUAGUGAUACAAAAUGUUCAGAUGUGUUGUGAAUUUUAAAAGACCUCACACAAAAAUUAAAUGACACACAAAAAUGCUGUGGUGCUGUUUGUAUGAAAAUAGUAAUACUGUUUAUUAUAGAUAUUUAUCUGAUGUGCAAGAGUCAAUGAAGUUAAGCAGUUUAACUUAAAUGUCAAACUUUUGAAAGUACAACCAACAGCAUCACAUUCUGUGAUUCUGUGAAGCUUUUCUUUUUAUAUUGUUCAUAAGAUGGGAAGAAAAGUCUGUGUUGAACAAUUUUACCCUGAAAAGCACUAGAAAAUUUGAGUUUCAUGCUUCAGUGGCCAUAAUGCUCUGGGGGGG
This is a messenger RNA of Haplochromis burtoni (Burton's mouthbrooder), 2410 nucleotides long. It is a transcript of the gene ankra2, whose product is annotated as ankyrin repeat, family A (RFXANK-like), 2. The transcript has 8 exons. NCBI's taxonomy places the organism in Eukaryota, Metazoa, Chordata, Actinopteri, Cichliformes, Cichlidae. Gene Ontology annotation, molecular function: protein binding. Gene Ontology annotation, cellular component: nucleus. The coding region runs from base 471 to 1424 and encodes 317 amino acids. Gene Ontology annotation, biological process: regulation of gene expression. The record is from RefSeq and is a predicted model, not a curated record.